This is a messenger RNA of Humulus lupulus (European hop), 498 nucleotides long. RefSeq names its product short integuments 2, mitochondrial-like. The coding region runs from base 1 to 498 and encodes 165 amino acids. The transcript has 3 exons. Gene Ontology annotation, molecular function: GTPase activity. Lineage: Eukaryota; Viridiplantae; Streptophyta; Magnoliopsida; Rosales; Cannabaceae. The record is from RefSeq and is a predicted model, not a curated record. Gene Ontology annotation, cellular component: mitochondrion.
AUGGGAGCCGAGUUAUGGGAUCCGUACCUUGCAAGAUUCAAGGCUCGACUCUUGCAAGAACCGUCAGAGACUGGUGAGGCUUCCGGAGCAGCAGAGGGAGAUGGCGAGGAGAUUGCUCAUCAGCCAAGCAUAUAUGUACUGGACACUCCAGGUGUACUGGUUCCAAGUAUCCCCGAUAUAGAGACAGGACUAAAGCUUGCUCUUGCAGGGUCUGUGAAAGAUUUAGUGGUUGGAGAAGAGCGUAUUGCCCAGUACUUACUUGCAGUUUUAAAUACCCGAGGGACUCCUUUUCAUUGGAAGCACUGGAACAACAGAAGAGCAGAAGGAAUUCGAUAUGAUUCUGCUGAAACAGUGGAACACAUUCUUAAAGAUCUUCGAUCAAGGAGAAAACCGCAGGAUAAGUCUAGUGUUCUAUACAUUGAGGUAAAUACCUUUUCUGUUUUUCCAGGAGUUGCAAUUUCAAUGGUUGAUAUCUUGAGGUUGCUACUUCUUGAAUAG